Molecule: messenger RNA, 446 nt
Organism: Chinchilla lanigera (long-tailed chinchilla)
Lineage: Eukaryota; Metazoa; Chordata; Mammalia; Rodentia; Chinchillidae
Gene: Iapp
Product: islet amyloid polypeptide
Exons: 3
Coding region: 70-348 (92 amino acids)
Cellular component (GO): extracellular region
Molecular function (GO): hormone activity
Source: RefSeq, a predicted model, not a curated record
CUUUCUUCCUAUUAAGGGCAUUGUCUGAUAUUCUUGACACUGAAACAUUAAAAGAAAAUCUGGGAAGCAAUGUGCAUCCUUAAGCUGCCAAUAGCUCUUCUUGUACUCUCUUUUGCAGUACACAAGCUGAAAGCUACGCCCAUUGCAAGUGACACCAGCCAUCAUGUGGACAAACGGAAAUGCAACACUGCCACCUGUGCUACCCAACGCCUGACACAUUUUUUGGUUCGUUCCAGCCACCACCUUGGCGCUGUUCUCCCGCCUACUAAUGUGGGAUCCAAUACCUAUGGAAAGAGGAAUGCAGCUGACAUUUUAGACAGAGAACUCCUGCAUUACCUCCCCCUUUAGAGGUCAAUGUCCCUUUCUAGUUCCCAUUUUAUGCAUACUAUACUGUUUUCUUGUACACUUUAACAGUGCCCUUCUCAUUUCUAGUGUAAAAGUGUGAC